AUGUUCGUGAACAACGUCAAGUUCGAAGUGGACGAGGAUGAGGCUCCCACUGGCAUCGAAAUGAUGUCCGGCGAGACCCGUGGUCCGUUUCCGGUCAAGGAACUCAGAAUGUCCAACAGUGAGGCCGAGUUUGCGAUCACGUUAGUCGAUCAAAUGGGCAACAAACACUAUUUCGACGUGGAUUCCAUAGAUCCGCUGAUAAAAAGGAUUAAACCCUGCCCUAACGCACUCGAAGCGAACUGUAUUCUUUUUCAUGUCGAGUCUCUGAUUCAAAUACUGAUAACUCGAGACGUCCAUUACGGUGACGAUCUUGUGGCGAUCUUUCUCCCACAGCAGCAACCCUCGACAGCUUCCGAGGACUCUGAGAAAAAUCUUAAGGAUAUCCUUGUCCAAAAUGCCACAUCGCCAAAGUUCAACAACAUUGACAAUCUGAAUGCUCACCAAAAAUUCUACUGUAAAGGAAAUCCUCGAGUGGUGGUCGCUGCUCCGCCAACGCUUGUGCCCAGUAUUCGCCACGGAACGGCGGCCGUUGCUCCUCCUCAAAAUGUGAUUUUGGUGCCUAUCGCCUAUCAUGAACAUCAACAUGAAAUGGUUCAGCUGCUCGGUCCUCCACAGACCAUAGUGCCGGUGGCGAUAGGACGUCCUGCGGUUGCACAGAAUGGUGUUCCUCAGCUCGCCGUUCCACUCACCGAGCCGCUAAUGGUUCAUCGCAGUCUGUGCGGUGUCGUGCGUACCCCGACAAGGCUCCAAUUUGCUGUCGGCGAUCUUGCCGUCACCAUUCCAAUCGUGCCCGUAGAAAUGAGGUUAGGAAACAGGCACGAUUAUCCCACAAUUUUUUCGGCCACUGAUAGAAUUGGCGGUUUUUUCAGCGGUUUGGCCGGAGGGCUUAAACGCACCAUGGAGCGGCCAACGUCAACACCACUCGAUCUUUCAAAACGGCGAAGAGAACCUGAGUCAGGCAGUUCUGGUUCGACAACACCGACAAAUAUUCCUAGGGCUUCUCACUCGGACUGGAGAACCGUUCCCUAUGUGCAACUGUGGCAGUUUCAAUUUUCGGCCGAUGAAACACUGAAAGCACAUCGUCAGUACUACUGCAAACUGGUCGAACGAGAAGAUGACAGCAGCAAGGAGCCACCAAAAAAGGUAAAAACUCGAUGUAACCACUGUGAGUUCGAACCUGGCUCACUGUCACAGUUGUCCGUGCACGUGCGAACAAUGCACAAUGACGUACAAGCGUACGUUUGCCGUCUGUGUGGAUAUCGAGGAUUCAGCCUCCGGGGGAUUCGUUGUCACAUGAGGUGA
This is a messenger RNA of Ostertagia ostertagi, 1302 nucleotides long. The record is from the annotation of a GenBank genome assembly. NCBI's taxonomy places the organism in Eukaryota, Metazoa, Nematoda, Chromadorea, Rhabditida, Trichostrongylidae.